Messenger RNA from Penicillium cosmopolitanum, 738 nucleotides. RefSeq lists its product as uncharacterized. NCBI's taxonomy places the organism in Eukaryota, Fungi, Ascomycota, Eurotiomycetes, Eurotiales, Aspergillaceae. The coding region runs from base 1 to 738 and encodes 245 amino acids. The transcript has 3 exons. The record is from RefSeq and is a predicted model, not a curated record.
AUGGUCUACUACUUCACAUCAAAUGUGGUCUCCCCCUCCGCGUUUAUAUACGUCGGCAAGGACAAGUUCGAGAACGAGGAUCUAAUCAGUUACGGUUUGGACGAGGAUUUCCACGUUGAUAAUCUAUCGAGUGCCCACGUUUACGUCCGCCUACGCGAAGGAGAAACAUGGGACAACAUCGAAGGACCACUUUUAGAAGACUGCGCGCAACUCACAAAGGCCAAUUCCAUUGAGGGUUCGUGUAAACUGCCCCGGGUGCUACCGAGAAUAUCGCGGGAGAACCAACUACACAUCGAAAGAGGAAACCAAUGGGGGGCUAAUUAUCAACGUCACGCAGGAAACAAAAAAGACAACAUCACAAUCAUCUACACACCAUGGUCCAAUCUCAAAAAGGACGGCUCAAUGGCCACAGGCCAAGUCUCCUUCCACAACCAGAAACUAGUCCGCAAGAUCCUAGUCCGUGAGCGCGAAAAUGCGAUCGUCAACCGACUGAACAAAACCCGAGUCGAGAAAUUCCCUGACCUUCGCACCGAGAAGGAAGAAGCCGCGAAGAAGAAGCGGAAUAGCGAGCGCAAGUCGCGCGAUCAGCGGAUGGAGAGGGAGAAACUUGAGAAGAGGGAGCGGGAACAGUUGAAGUGGCAGAAGGAUCAUGCUUAUGAUGAUAUGUUUAGUGAUGAGGCUAUGAUGAAUAGCAGUAAUCAGGAUCGUGGGGAGGAUUUCUUGGAUGAUUUUAUGUGA